Molecule: messenger RNA, 1698 nt
Organism: Symbiodinium sp. CCMP2456
Lineage: Eukaryota; Dinophyceae; Suessiales; Symbiodiniaceae
Source: the annotation of a GenBank genome assembly
AUGCUUGAUGCGGCUUCUGAAAAAGCCAAAGGAAAAGAUAAAAUCGGCUCAACCCUGAAGGGCAUUGGCCCAACCUAUAUGGAUAAAACCGGCCGCAACGGUUUGCGGGUUGGCGAUAUAGAGUUGUCUGAUUUUCAAGAACGCUACAACAACCUGAAAGCAAAACACGAGCAGCUGCUUAGCCAUUACUCAGACUUUGAAUACCAGGAAGAAUUGAAGAAACUGGAAGUGCAAUGGCUGGAAGCCGUUGAGUACCUGCGCAAUCUUACCCUGAUAGACUCUGAGCAUUUCAUCAACGAAGCCAUUGGCCAGGGAAAAAGCGUUUUGGCCGAAGGCGCCCAGGGGUCGUUGUUGGAUAUAGAUUUUGGGAGCUAUCCCUUUGUUACAUCCAGCACCACCACCUGUGCUGGUAGCUGCACCGGCCUGGGCAUUGCCCCUACCCGUAUUAAAAAGGUAUUUGGUAUUUUUAAAGCCUACUGCACCCGCGUGGGUAGUGGCCCCUUUCCUACCGAGCUUCACGAUGAUUUUGGAAAAAAACUGCAAAAUCAGGGCAAUGAGUUUGGCAGUACCACCGGCCGGCCCAGGCGCUGCGGAUGGCUAGACCUACCCGCCUUGAAAUAUGCCGCAGACAUAAACGGGGUUACCGACCUGAUUAUGAUGAAGAGCGAUGUGAUGACCGGCUUUGAAAAAAUAAUGGUGUGCACCGGCUAUCGCUACAAAGGCACAGAAAUUGAUCAUUUGCCCUACAACGUGGAAGACGAUCAACUGGAAGCGGUUUACACCGAACUCCCCGGAUGGAAUGAUGAUCUUACCGACCUUGAUAACUAUGAGCAGGCUCCUGAUGCACUUAAAAAUUAUGUUCGCUUUGUGGAAGAGCACAUUGGUGUUCCCGUCAACAUUAUUUCGGUGGGUCCCGAUCGCAAACAAACCAUCGUUCGGAAAAGCGCCCUGAUGUAUUGCGACAGCGCCUGGCUUUUUUCAAAAGAAAACCGCUUAAAGGCCUUUCGCAACAUCAAGAUUAAUCAGGGAGAUACGCUUUUUCUUUGGGGCGAUUAUCUGGAAUACGAGGGAAACACGCGCAAGGCCCUGGUAACCGGAGAUACCGUGCGCCUUGAAGACGAUGAGAUGACCCUGGUAACCGACAGACUGGACUACGACCGGAAUACCAAUAUUGCGUAUUACACCACUUCGGGCGUUAUUUACAACAACGAGAAUGUGCUCCGCAGCAAACUGGGCUAUUACAACAGCUCAUCUAAAUUAUUCAACUUUAAAGACAGCGUGGUGCUUACCAACCCCGAUUAUGUAAUGCGCAGCGAUACGCUCGAUUACAACAGCCAAAGCCGCAUGGCUUACUUUAAGGGGCCCACAACCAUUACCAGCGACAGCAGUUUUAUUUAUUGUGAAAACGGCAAGUACAAUACCAUUGCCGAUGUGGCGCAGUUUGAAAAAAACGCGCUGAUUUACGAUGAAAACAAGUACCUCACGGGAGAUAGUAUGUACUACGAAAAACACCAGGAUUACGGGGAGGCCUACGGAAACGUGGUGAUUCACGACACCAUUGAAGACUACCUAAUUACCGGAGGCUAUGGCGAGUACCGGGGCGCCACCGACAGUACUUUUGUUACGCUUGAACCGCUGUACAGUGUGCUGGAUGAUGAGGGCGACACGCUGCACGUACACGGUGACACCCUCUUUUCG